Molecule: messenger RNA, 501 nt
Organism: Nelumbo nucifera (sacred lotus)
Lineage: Eukaryota; Viridiplantae; Streptophyta; Magnoliopsida; Proteales; Nelumbonaceae
Source: RefSeq, a predicted model, not a curated record
AUGGGACUGUUACAUCACUUUCUUGGUAUUGAAAUUUAUCAAGGUGAUGAUGGAGUAUUCAUUUUUCAAAGCAAGUAUGAUGAAAAGGUUCUCAAAAAAUUCAGAAUGUUGGGAUGCAAAUCUGUAGCUACUCCACUAGAUCUCAAUGAGAAAUUAAUGAAAGAAGAUGGUGGUAAGAAGGUGGAUGAAACCUUGUACAGAAGCUUGGUUGGAAACUUGUUCUAUCUUACUGCUACAAGGCAAGACAUCAUGUUUGCAGCAAGCUUACUGUCCAGAUUUAUGAACAGCCCCAGUCACAUUAAUUUUGGGGCUGCAAAAAGAGUGCUACGGUAUGUGCAAGGCACCAUGGAUUAUGGACUGAAAUAUGACAGAGGAAAUGAAGUAAAACUGAUUGGUUUUUGUGAUAGUGAUUGGGGAGGAUGUGCUGAUGACAUGAAGAGCAUAUCUGGUUAUUGUUUUUCCUUUGGUAGUGGUGUAUUUCUUUGGUGCUCAAAGAAAUAA